AUGCACAAGGCCCACUCUCAACUCAGGAGGUACAUCCCUUCCAUUCGAAGGGCCUGUAAUCAAUGUAAGAGACACUCCUGUUACCUGCCUCAGCUCAUUGGAGCCCCACUAGGUGGACCACCCCACCUGGGCUCCCUGCUUGGCCAGGUUGCAGGGAGUUGGACACUCACGCAGCAUCGGACCCUGUGCCCACGAGUCAAUACCUUGCUCAGGUGCAGCCGCCCUGAGGCUGGGAGAGGUGGAAAGCAGCGGGGGCCUUGUGGGGCCCAAGGCUCAGAGCCCAGGAGGGUAGAUGUGGUUCAGGCUUACACCUCGGACUCUGAGGACCCGGCUAGAACGUUUGAGGGAGGAGGGAUGUGUCGCCAAAUGGUAACGGAUGCCCAAACAAGCCAGGAGUGGGAGAGUGUUCUGGAGGAAGCAACUUCUAAGCUAACUAAAGAGGAGGGCCCAGGGAGAGUUCACAGCCUGCCACCCCCACCUUCCAGCUGGAGAGCAGCUGACACCCCUGGUCCAGGAUGUUCCUUGCUCACCUGUCCCAGCCAGCCUCCCCGCUUCCUGUCCUCCGAAUGCACUCGAUCUGAGCAAGAAGUGAGAGAUACUGGGGUACUCUGGCCCAGGGCUUCACAUCUCUGGGCUGGAGGCCCAGAACCUUCCAAGGGGCUGAUCCUCCUCAGAGGGAACUUACAGAACAGAGGCAAGCCAGGCCCUUUGGGCGUGCGAGGGCGUGUGAGCGUGUGUGUGGAUAAGCAGAUGUGUAGAAUUCAGCCUGGCCACCCUGUACCCAAAAGGCACCUUCAGGAAGACCAUGCCCAGAACGUCCCCCGCGGAAGUCACCCCAUGAAGAGAAUGGUCUCCACUUUUUGGAAGAUCUCAGUAGAUCUGGCAUCCAAUAAUAGCAGUGAGAAGGAAAACACCCAGGACAGUCAGAGGGCUAGCCGUAUGCAUCCCAGCUGAACAUGAAUUACACCUGGUGGGCUCCGGAGGACAAGACUGCAGCUCUCCCCAAGAGCCAUGUGCUGGGAAAGAACCUGGGAAGGGCUUUCUUCAGAAAACAAAGCUGAGAGAGGAAGGUCAUUUGAUUAAAUUGGCCAUUUGCUUCAGCAUCUGAGGUUAGUGAUCUAUGCUGUAAGCUUCUCCUUUUGCAAGGACAGUGUCUUACUCAGCUCUGUAUUUCCCAAAACCUGGCACAGUAAAGUUUGUUACAUGAAAUCUGUAUGACCCUGGGCAAGACCCUACCCUGCUCUGUGUCUCAGUGUCCUAGUUUAUAAGAUGAGAGUUUUCCAAACCCUGUUUCUCCUUGAAACAGGAGAAUCUGGUGAAGCCCCCUUAGGAGAAGGGAGAUGAGUGGGCUGGUCCAGGGCCUCCUAUCCUACUUUACCCAGAGCAACUCCUCUUGUAUUUGUUUAUGCUUCCAUACGGUUUCACUUAAAGCAGCAUUCCUCAGCUAAAAACAAAGCCUGGGAACCACCGGGCUGCAUAUGAUAUCUGAGGUCCCUUACACACAGCUCUGACAUGUGUGGGUGUGAGUGAUCGGAUGGUCAAAUGCACGAAUGAAUGAGUGAACAAAUGAAUGAGUGAAUGAACUCUUUGUGUACCUAGCUAACAUAGGGCGGUCCCUGGGCACACCAUUCUUGGAGCUGAUGGCCAGCCAUCCUGGGAAGUUUGGAAAUUGACAUAGGGCUUUCCCAAUGUCCUGUCAAUUGCGGGAGUCUGUCUGUCUCUACCAUGGCCAUGGAUAAGGCCUCCUCCCUACAGAUACCUUGGAUGCCACCAGGUCUGGGCUGCACUUGUCUUUGACUUUCCUAAUACGUUGACUCAGCUGAAAGAGAUACUGACAACAGCAGCACGAGUCCCUGGCAGGUUUGGUGAAAGAAUCACUGGGUUUUCUCAGUGUGUGUCCUGGGGUGUGGCACUAGGUCUGCUUGCUUCAGCUCCCUUCCCUCAUAGGGAAAGGGGUCCCAGUUUUGGCCUUGCCCUCCCUCCCACAAUCCUUCCCUCCCUUCCUCCAUUUCUUUCUUCCUCCAAGGCAGUGGUUCUCAAUCUUGACUGCAUGUUGGAAUCAACUAGGGAGACUUAAAAAUUACUGAUGCCCAGAGAUUCUGAUUUCUUGCUUUAGGGUGUGGCCUUGGCAAUAGGAUUUGAAAAAGCUCCCCAGGUGAUUUAAAUAUUCAGCCAAGGUUGAGAACAACUGGUCUGAGGAUAGGGAGUAGGGCUCCCAACCUCAACUAAAACCGUUUCUAGCCGUGGGAUUCAGAUGUGUCUGCUGGAUUUGGGGAGGUGUGGGGCACAGGUUUCUCUUAGCAAUGGGGGGCAUAAAGGGAAGUGGAGGGAAGUACACGUCACCACCCCUGCCCCACUAACUUAGCACUGAGUCCUGUGCGAGGAUAGGCCUCAAAGGAAGCCGAAGGGGCUAUUUUCAUAAAGCGUCCUAUGAGACUCAGGGAGAUCAGUCCUGUUUGGGGUCUAGGUGACAGGGUGUGACAGCAUGGGGGAGGGGCAAAGGACACUAUGAGGCUCCAGGGCACAGAGGACACCAGGUGGGCAUGGUGGCAGCACUCUUAGAGGGCAUGCUGGCAGCAAGGCCCACCCUGGGGUGACUGUGGUCUGCAUGACAUCAGAGAGCAAACAGGGUUGGCAGAGAGAAGCUUUGGUGAGACAGGGUGUCCACUCCCCGUGACUGUCCUACUCACAAGCACAUGUGGGACAUUCCCAAGGGGUCCCCCAAAUCACAGAGUGAACCUAUGGCAGACAAGAGCAAGCAGCAGUGAAAUCUGGUCAUUUCAUUGAGGGGGACCCACAUGGACUUGUGGGAUGGUGAGGUCUGGGGACACUUGAGUCACAAAUACAAGCCACAGUCUUGAAACUGUCUGGUGGUGGUGGCAGUGUGAUAAGGUACGACAGAGGUGAAGCAGAGGAGCAGACGUUUGUGACCUGCUCUGAAAUGGCCCCCUGGUUGGAUCAGUCUCCCCAACAGCUUUCCCUCGCGUGCUCACAUCCAAUCAGGGUCUUCUCAACUCAAGGUUUUUCUGCGUGCAGGUUCUCAAUGUGAGUUAUUGCUUUUACUUCCUGUGCAAGUUCUUUCUCUCUCUCUUUUAAAAUCACAUUUUCUCCUAAAUUAGAAAGGCUCUUUAACUGUUAGCAGGAACUGAGUUUUUGCUCCUUGCAUGGACAAUAUCAUUAAACACUGGAAAAUAAACAAACUGGAAAACUUUA
Kogia breviceps (pygmy sperm whale) is the source of this 3213-nucleotide messenger RNA. NCBI's taxonomy places the organism in Eukaryota, Metazoa, Chordata, Mammalia, Artiodactyla, Physeteridae. The record is from RefSeq and is a predicted model, not a curated record.